GGGAAGCCAAAGUAGCCGGAGCCACGCCUUCAUGACUAAGCAGGCGUGUCAACGUUGUUUAAUGAAGCCGUAGUAGUGGUAAUAGGAGCUGUACUUUAGUUAAGACGGUGUAUAUGGCGUGUUGACAACAUACUAUUAAGAAAUAAAAAUGGUCAGGAGUUUGUAACCCACAACUCCUUAAUAAGACCCUCACAGAGUUCGAGUUAAGUGCAUAAAUCCGUUUACUUUAUUUCUCUAAUACGCGGAAGAGAAUAGCAAACACAAACCAUACGUAUCAGUUUUAUUUGUAUUUGCAGUUACAAAGGUGGAACUUGGUUUUGAAGUCGUAUCGAACCGACCUGUUACAUUAAAAAAGUUUGUGUCCGUAUACUUGGGCGGUAUGGUUUCAGUGUGGGUGGUUAUCCUAAUGCUGUUUUUAAUUAUCCCAGUGUUGAUGAUGAUAAGUAGUACCUUCAAGUACUAUUUUAGAAUAUAUUCUUACCUCGCAUAUUUAAUGCUACUGGCAACAGUGCUAAUACCAUGGUGUCUGGUAAUGUCCGGAGGCAGGAGCAUUAACAACAUGAGGUAUGUCCGCGCAGUGAUGCGUCAAGUCAAAUACGUGUACGGACUGAAGAUGGAAGUCGAAGGGGAAGAGAAUUUCCAGGUAGAGGGGCCAUAUGUUGUCAUCUCCAAUCACCAAAGCUCCAUUGAUAUGAUGGGUUUGAUGGAGGUUCUUCCUGACCGCUGUGUUCAGAUUGCUAAGAAAGAACUGAUGUAUGCUGGCCCAGUAGGCAUGAUAUUGUAUCUUGUUGGUGUCAUCUUUAUCAACAGGAAACGGACUACUGAUGCCAAGAAUGCUCUGGAUGAAGCUGUACAAACCAUUUUGAAAGAUCAAGUAAGAGUCUGGGUGUUUCCAGAAGGAACAAGGAAUCAUGGUGGUGACCUGCUGCCAUUCAAGAAAGGAGCUUUCCAUCUGGCUGUGCAGGCUCAGGUUCCAAUUAUUCCGGUUGUGUAUUCCUCAUAUUACAGUUUUUACAGCAAGAAAGAAAAGAGAUUUUCAACAGGAAAUAUUAAGAUCCGAAUCCUUCCUAAAAUUGAUACACAAGGCUUGAGCACAGAUGACAUUCCAGAACUCUUGGAGAAGUCCUACUCUGUAAUGAAAGAAGCCUUUUGGGAAAUAUCUGGUCAUUUGAAGAAUGCAAAUACAAACAAUGCUGCUGCUUGUUCAACGUGAUGUGGUUAACCACAAAGACUUGCCACUUAAGGCUGCGAAGAGGAAAGACUCCUUAUGACCAAAAAACAAUCAAGAGUAUUUUAUUUUUAGAAAGCGAAAUUCUGUAGCUUAUAUUAAAAAGGUGGGGAUUAUUUAUAUAGUAUUGUCUUCAUAGAAGACUUUCACAGCGAUUUCAAAUUCUGUGGCAAUCACUUCAGUGCAGUUAUAUUAACAGUCUAAAAUUCUCUAAUUUAAUUUGUCUGUUUCAGUGUUUGUGUAUUGCUGAACAGCUGGUCAAGCAACCAAAACUUCUGAAUGUUCAUUCACAUUUUUGGAGCAUCUGAUGGGAGCAUAAGUAUAUGUGGUGUGAUACAAACUGAAUGUUGUACUUUAGCUUCAGAAUAACUGCUACAACAUCUAGUCUCAGGGUUCCCUGAUGCGUGUUAUAACAGAUUAGUGAUACAGAUCACAAAAUGGGCACUUUUGUAUUUGUAAUUAUUUUAAAUGGUAGAACUGUGUGUUGUUGGAAACUGUCGCUUGCUAAUGCUGUACAAUGUUUAUAGCUUUAUAUUUGUUUUUGGUAGUAUAUAGUUACAAAUUCUUUUGUAUAAAAAUUAAACAAAGCAAGUAGUCAUUUUAUUUGUAUGUGGUAUUAAAUUUUGUGGAAAAGCACCCGUUCUCAUCAGUGUGUCGUUUAAUGUUUCAGUGUGAGCACAAUAUAAAUACAUUUGACUGUUUCACUGUAUUGUUUGUGUUUAAUCUUUCCUCAGUGUUAAAGUUGUAAAUUAAUGCAAGAGUAAUUUGAAUAGUAGCUGUUUGGAUAAUGGUUUUCAUUUGGUUAUGUAAAGAUGCAGUGUGCUACAUGAAUAAAAGCAGUCUUGAAAUCUGA
Messenger RNA from Protopterus annectens (West African lungfish), 2081 nucleotides. Its product is annotated as 1-acyl-sn-glycerol-3-phosphate acyltransferase alpha-like. Lineage: Eukaryota; Metazoa; Chordata; Ceratodontiformes; Protopteridae. The record is from RefSeq and is a predicted model, not a curated record. Gene Ontology annotation, biological process: phosphatidic acid biosynthetic process. Gene Ontology annotation, cellular component: membrane; endoplasmic reticulum. The coding region runs from base 380 to 1213 and encodes 277 amino acids. Gene Ontology annotation, molecular function: 1-acylglycerol-3-phosphate O-acyltransferase activity. The transcript has 6 exons.